Molecule: messenger RNA, 8918 nt
Organism: Haplochromis burtoni (Burton's mouthbrooder)
Lineage: Eukaryota; Metazoa; Chordata; Actinopteri; Cichliformes; Cichlidae
Gene: mctp1b
Product: multiple C2 domains, transmembrane 1b
Biological process (GO): regulation of neurotransmitter secretion
Cellular component (GO): synaptic vesicle membrane
Molecular function (GO): calcium ion binding
Source: RefSeq, a predicted model, not a curated record
UUCAGAUGAGCUACGCACAGCCCUGUUGGCUGGAGGAAGUAUUUCCGUGCUUGUGGGUACAGGUUUCGGCGCGUUUGCAGCCGUCUGAUGCGGCGAAAUAGUACAAACGGGGUAUUUCAGUGGUCCUGUCCACCGAUGUGACAGCCUGCCGGAGCUCCGAGUAGAGGCGGGAAUGGAGCGGAGCGAGGCGGACGAGAAUGAGAGCAGUUCAUCCCAACAAAACACGAUGUGGAAACAGUUUCAAGCCAAAGCCAAGCCGCUGCUCAGCCCCAAGCUGGGCGCCAGAGAGCCAGAAGACAAGAAGGAGCGAGGCAUGUGGAUGUUCAAGAAGAUGAAGCGGAAGGAAAAUGUCGUCCUGGACCGGGUGAUCUCCUCCUCGCAGCCCGACCUGCUCUUCUCCUCUCCGGCUGAUGUGGACAUUAAGGAGGCACAGCUCUGCGGCAAAGCAGUCGGCCGGGACAAGCUGCAGUUUUCGAUCAAGCACAAGUCCACCAGCCCAAACAAACCCACGGUGUCUCAGCUGGUGCAGUCCCACCACAAGAGCUCCUCUCUGGGGUCUGCGUGCCUGGAGAGGCUGGCCGAGCCUCCGGACGGCGAUGGCGGGGGCGACGCAGCAACAGCUGCCGCAGCGGAGGAGACACAUCUGGAGAGCAGUGAGGAUCAGCUGGGAAUGGGUACUUCAUGUCCUUCGGGGUUUUCUUCUGACCAAGCUCGGUCGGGGAUGUACAAGCUGGAGAUCGAGCUGAAAAGAGGACACAACCUGGCUGUCCGGGACAGAGGAGGAACAAGUGAUCCAUAUGUCAAGUUCAAGCUUGCUGGCAAAGAGGUUUUUAGGAGCAAAAUCAUCCAUAAAAACCUCAACCCAGUGUGGGAUGAGAAGACGACCUUAAUCAUUGACAGUCUGAAUGAACCUCUGUAUGUCAAGGUGUUUGACUAUGACUUCGGCCUUCAGGAUGACUUCAUGGGUUCUGCUUUUCUUUACCUGGAGUCUCUAGAGCAGCAGAGGACGAUACCUGUGACUUUAGUGCUGAAGGACCCUCAGUAUCCUGAUCAGGACCUCGGUACUCUGGAGCUGGCCGUCAACCUGACACCUAAAGACAGUCCCAUCGAGGAACGCCGAGACUCAACAACUAUGCUGCUCAGGAGGUCCUGGAAACGAUCCACUAAGCAGCAGUCUAUACGUCUGUCAGAGCUACAUCGAAAAGCCCAGCUCUGGCGAGGGAUAGUCAGCAUCGCACUAAUCGGUGUGACGAAGUCAUUCUUUAACUUAAAAGAUGUGGGCAUAGUACAGGUGAAGGUGAUGAGAGCAGAAGGUCUCAUGGUUGCAGAUGUAACCGGUAAAAGUGACCCUUUCUGUGUGCUGGAGCUGAACAAUGACAGGCUGCAGACACACACCGUUUACAAGAACCUCAAUCCAGAGUGGAACAAAGUCUUCACCUUUAAUGUCAAAGACAUUCACUCUGUGUUGGAGGUGACAGUGUUUGAUGAAGACAGAGACAGGAGUGCAGACUUCCUGGGAAAAGUGGCAAUUCCAUUAUUGAAUGUUCGUAAUGGCGAGCAGAAGGGAUACCUGUUGAAAAAUAAGGAGCUGACAGCACCGACCAAAGGGUGCAUCUACCUAGAGAUUGAUGUCAUCUACAACGCUGUUAAAGCUGCUUUGAGGACUGUGGUUCCUGCAGAACAGAAAUAUAUUGAAGAAGAACCAAAAGUCUCCAAGCAAUUGCUCCAGCAGAACUUCAACAGAGUCAAGCGCUGCAUUAUGGUGCUGAUUAGCUGGGGAAGUUUCAUCAACAGCUGCUUUGAAUGGGAGUCUGCACAGAGAAGCAUUGUCUCCUUUGUGCUGUUUGUGGUGGUGGUGUGGAAUUUUGAGCUCUACAUGCUGCCACUAGCCUUGCUGCUUCUACUUGUGUGGCACUAUUUCUUCUGCUCCAGCAGGGAUGGAGCUGAUGUGUCCAUGGAUGGCAUGUUUGAAUGGGAAGUUGAUGAAGAUGAUAAAGAGGAAAAGGACUCAGAGCCCAAAGGCUUUAUGGAUAAACUGUACGCCAUUCAGGACGUGUUUAUCAGUGUUCAGAAUGCUCUGGAUGAGGUGGCGUCCUUUGGAGAGAGAGUGAAGAACACUUUUAACUGGACCGUGCCUUUUCUAAGCUGGUUGGCAAUCACUGCCUUGUGUUUGGCCACAUUUCUUCUCUACCUCAUACCUUUACGAUACCUCGUGCUUGCAUGGGGUGUGAAUAAGUUCACCAAGAAACUUCGUGAUCCAUACAUGAUCGACAACAACGAGCUUCUUGACUUCCUUUCCAGAGUCCCCUCUGAUGUUCAAGUGAUGCAGUAUCACGAGCUGAAAGUUGACCCCGGGCAGAGCCCCAGCAAACGCCGGAGGACAAACCUGAGCUAGCUGUAAACAAUGUAAACUAUCUUGUUUAUAUGUUUCUUGUAAAUUUUAAUUAUUAUGAGAAGUUGUAACUGUUAAGUGUUUUCUUUUUGUUACUGAGGAAGGACACUGAUUUUCUAAAUCUUUUAAAAAACAAGACAAACCUGUUCAUGUUUUUUAAUCUCUCUCAUUUCUCAUAAGAACUCUGCACACAAACUAAGUAACUGUGGUAAUAAUAAUGAUUGUCAUGAGUAUACAUGUAUAGUGUGUCCCAGAGUCUGCAUGUAAUGAAGAUGUGCUUCUGUUUGCAUGUAAGCAUUGCAUCUCCAGCUUUUUGAUUUCUCUCAACAUGUUUGUGCCAUUUCAAACGGGAUGCCAGCGUCCCAUGCUAUGUUGAAGAUAGAGUUGCAUGCAUUUAUACACCUACAGUAAAUAAAAUCUCCUAUUUGGAAAUAUUAUCUUUUUCAGGAAACAUUUCUUUCUAAAGAUGAAAUACUAACAUCUCAGCUCAGUGGUUUUUUUCUUUUUGUCUGCUUCUCACCUCUUCCAGUUUGCUUUCUCUGUUUCUUUUUGUUUUUUGCCUUUUUGGACCACAUCUUAGUGUUACUCGACUUACUCGUCAUCUGUUCUUUUUAAUCACUCGUGUUUUCAUGAUGUGAUCUGCAUGUCUGCGUAAGCUGCUGGUUGUAUGUGUUUUGCAUGACUGAAAUUAUAUGCAAGGUGCUGAACGUGUUUAUCUCUGCAAACUGCACUGACCUGAUACUGUUUACUCUUACCACCAGAUCAUUACGUCUGUCGCGCUGCACAUUAUCUCUCUCUGUUUCCUGUUGCACUGUCUGUAAUUACUGUGGUUGGAAUGAAGCCAAAAGUAGGACAGACUGUAUCAAGUGUGUAGCAUUCCUCUGGCAAAAUAUAUUUCUACACAGACCCACAUGGCUUUCUGUGUCUGAUAUGCAGUUUACAAAGUGAGCUUGAGCAGAUCCCUUAGAAAGAUUCAUUAUAUUUCCAAAGGUGGUAAGUAGUGUCUACAUAGAGGGACUCAUGAAUAGGGCUUACUGGGAACAGGCCUGGGGGAGCUGGAUUCUCUCUGGUCAAAUUAAAACAGCCUAAACCAUGAAGCCGACAGAUUUACACCCUUCCUGUUCACUUCUUGUGAAACAGUGACUGCCUGCAGUCUGUCAGUGAUGAUAAUGUUUGACAGACUAAAUAAAUCCAUUGAGUUCUUUUAACUUUCAAUAAAUUAGCACAAGGCUGAGAAUGAGAAAAGUGAAUUUUAAAUUCAGAGUAAAGUAGAAGAUUUCAAUUUCAAAGAUUUGUGUUGCAUGUAAAAUUUUUGUUUUUAAGCUGUAGUCUUCUGACUUUUUAUUGCAAAUUUUGGUUUAUGAAAUUAAUUCAGCGAUUUCUUUUUAUUAAGUAGUUCACCGUAGCACAAAGAAACACUGGGGUAGGAUUGUAACUCAAACAUCCAACUAAAAGAUUACUUUCAAAAUUUACUUUCACUGAUAAAUGGAUGGCGGCAGUUAGCACUACCAUCUCAAUACUCCAGCAACAAGGUUCUGAGUUUUAACUCCUUUUGCCAGUAACGGCUUUGUAUUUAUCUACCAGCAGGGGGACCCCUUAAGUCAUGGUGGAUGGUAGAAGAUGCCUUGGGGUCAAUUUAACAAGAAGUAUCAGUUGACUUCUAGUUGACUAAAACUGAACUAAAUGUGCUAACAUUUUAAAUUCACUAGCAUAAUAAAAGCUACAUUUUUAGAAGAAAGUGGGAGCUAACUGAAACAUUAUUAUAUACUCUCAACUUCACCUGAAAGAAAAUCAGUGUAUACAGGAAAUGUUUUUAGUUCAGUUUGUCAGUCUGAUCAAAUCUUCUCACAGCCUGUCUGAUGAGAUUUUAGUGCAAAAUUUGAGACGUGGGAUGUAAGCAUGAUUGCCUUCACAAGGUGUUGUGUGCCUUGUGUUUAAAGUUUGAAAACGAGGAAAAAAGGAGACUUGAAAUGACUGAAAACUGCUGAAAGACUUAAAAUGGCCAGGAAUUGAAUUAUUUGGCCUUCACUUUGUGUGCCAUGUCUGGAGAAAACCGUGGCACUGCACUUCUGAGAAAGCUGAAGGUCAGAGAUUAGAGCUGCCCCAUAGUACUACAAUCUCAGGAUUGUAGUACUAACCCAUCAACACUUGUUGUAAUCACUGCUACAGUAACUGCUUUAACUGAGCAGCCUGCUGAGUGAGCUCUGAAUACAUUAUUAUAUUUCAGUUUUACGUUUUUAAGAAAAUCUUGUUGUUAUAAUUCAGGGUGUGAAAUGUGAAAAAACUGUGGAUUUAAGCUGUUUCAACAGAAGCCUGCACCAUACCAAUAUGCAAGAAAGUUAUGUGAAUAUCGCUUCCAUGCAAACUAGUUUAGAAAGCAUACAGACACAUGCUGAAUGAGGAAGUACCAAAACAGGCAAAACUGUGCAAAGCCAGAUUUUAACUGAUGUCUUUUCUUUGCUCUCUGCCCAUCUAUUUGAGCUCAGUUUUGUAUAGCACCAAAAUAUUGAAUGUCAGGCCACUUUGAACUGUGAGAUCAAGACUGGAUUAGACAGAAACCCCAACAAUCCCCUACGAGGAUGGUGAGAAGAGAGAGGGAGACCGUGGUGAGAAGGAAAUCUCUUUUCAUGAACAGAAGAUCCCAGAAGUGACCAGUUUGGGGGUGAGGAGGAAGAGAAAACAAACAGAGAAUGGGAUGUUUUUUUGUUUUGUUUUUUUAUCUUACCAUUAUGAAAGAAGUAAAACUUUUAUUUCUUGUGCUUUUGAAUUGACAGACUUAGUUUUAUCUUCAUGUCAAGCAUUUAGAAGACUUUUACAUGGUAAGAAAGGCCCUGUGAUGAAUCUGUCCAGCGUGACAGAUUGGGAGCGUCCUUUCAUGUCUUUGACCCGCUAUUGAUCGUCUGAUUAAUCACAUGAGUUAAGGUGUGAAAACAGGUGUGGGUCACUCGAAGAGGAGUGAAAGAAGCCAUCUAUGUAAUAAUGUAAUAGUUGAUAUACUUCAUAUGAGUCCUUUGAUACUCUUUUCAAAGUAAUGUCUGAAUUGGAGAUAUAAGAAGAAAUCUUGAUGAGGAACUUUUCAUCUGUCUGAGAUGAUUUUAGUAUCGAUAAUAUAUAAAGUCUGUCUUUAUUAGAAAGGCCACUGUGUGAACAUCUGCAGUGGCCUGUCUAAUAAAGACAGCUCUAUGAGUUUCCUGUUUUCUGACUCCAUCAAAGUAUAACAGUUUUAUGUGUGCUGAUAAAUAAUAGUCUUUGGUAAGUCCAUCCCUCCCUCAUUGUGUCAUACUGGAGAGCUUAUAAUUCACGCCAGGAAAUUUACCUUUCCAAAUAAAUCUAUUUAUCACUUUGUCUCAUUCUCUAAACUGAUAAUCACGGAUGUGGAUAAGCAAAACUAGAACAAACAGAGCAGUCUGGGCAAGAUAUUAGUUUUUCCCACCAUUAUUCUACUCAAGUUCUAAUGGCAGGAGAGCCCAUCUAUCAAGAGCCUUGUUUCUCUUUUUAUUGAUAUGUGCAUAAUUUUCAAUAGAAGUUUACUACAUUCAUAAUCUUAUACCCGAAUAACAUAUAGAAGUAGCUCCCAAGGUCUCCUAGUAUUUCAUAGCUUGAGAGACUAGGGGAAGUUUAAACAUUAAUAUUAAGAGUAUACCCUGCAUCUGCAACAAGUUAAUUAAUCUAGAAACUCCUCGUUCUGAAUUCUGAUCAUGGUAUUGUGUGCCUGAAGAAAAAUGUUAUACUCCGUUUCCCUUAUUGUAAUAACAUUGAGCUCUAAAUGCGGAUUGAUCCUCAUCAAUUAAAAAGGGCAUCACUUCCUCCAGUCUUUUUGUUAGAAUGGUAUAUUUGUGUAUAUUUUUUUAAAUCCUGGCUCGUUACACUGACUGGUCAAUAUGCGGCACACAUUGGUAUGCUACAGGUCAAAGUCUGUGGGACCAACUGGCAGGGAUCCUCACCAGGUUGUUCAACCUCUCCCUGACUCACGCCACCAUUCCCACCUGUCUGAAGGCCUCCAGCAUCACUCCCAACAACAAAAAGACUAGAAUAUACAGCCUCAAUGACUACACAACUAUAGCCUCACAAACAGCUUCUUCUCCUGGGCCACUUGGACAGUUAACAAACAUUAGCACCCCACACCCAAACCCUGCCUAUAAAUCUGGGCCAUGGUCUGAGUAACUCCCAUCACUCAGGGUACUCACACACAGACUCUCUUUAGACCAGCUCUUGGGAAUAACCAAAAUGACUGCCUCACUCUGGGGGUAUGGACUCUUUGUUUUGAAGUAUAAUCAAAAAUCUUUUGCAAUAAUGGUACCGAUUCUUCCCUCAGUACUUAUAACACUCUCCUGGGAAUCUGUCAUUCCCCGUCAAUUAGAGUAAAAGAAGAAGACAUAAGCCUGUUAAUUCAUGAGCUGCUCUUUCUUUUGUAAAUUUAUCAUUGUGCAAUCUCCCAGCGGAGGGCAGGUCUCGCUUAACAAGAAAGUGUUCUACUACUUACUUUCUUAAAAGUAAUGGAUUAUGUUACUUAAGUACUCCCAGGAGAAAGUAAUUCAUUAAUUCUUGUUACAUUACUUUCUGGUUUCUCUGUAAAAUGACCUGUUGUUGUGAAAAAAAGCAACUGUUGCUGUGACUUCGCACACUUAAUUCAGCUGAUUGUAGUGCAUGUGCAAGUGGAAUCAAUAAGCAGGCUAACACUUCCAACGAAUAGAACUACUGGGAACUGGCUCUCUACAAGCACCGGUUCUUGAUUCCCAUCCCUAGAUACAUCUGAACAAACCACAAGACUUCUGGAAUAACGAGACCAAAGUGGAGAUGUUUGUUGAGAGUGCACAGCAGCACCUUUGGAGAAAACCAAAAAGCACAAGCACCUCAGACCAACUGUCAGCUUGCUGGUGAAGGGAUGAUGAUUUGGGCACCUUGCAGUCACUGAGUGGAGCAUAAACUACUCUGCAUACAAAAGUGUUCUAGAGUCAAAUGUGAGGCCAUCUGUUUGACAGCUAAAGCCUGGAUAAAACUGGGUCAUCAACAGGACAAUAGUUUAUUUAUUUAAAAGGGACAGUGGAUAAAUGUAAAUAUUCUAGAAUUAGCUACAAGUCUACUUUUCAUCUGCAGUCCCUGGCAGGUCAGACAAACACAAUAAAUAAGGAAUUUAGCACGCCAUCAGGCAAUGUACAACAAUCUAAUCCAGACAACAAAUACAUAAAAUUGCAACAAAGAAUGUUAUAAUACAAUGAAACAGAAAACAACAAAUAAAUAAAAACAUACAACAUUAAAGAUAACACAUAUUAAUAUCAAGCUAGUGAUCGUGAAUCUGAUUCCUCUUUAGCCAUCGUUUGAGAUUAGUUUUAAAUGUGUUGAAGGCAGCACAUUCUCUUAUUACAGCUCAAAUAUUGUUCCAAAUCUCACUACCUUUAACUGAUAACACCUGUUUACUGAAUGUCGUUUGUCUAAAAGGUAUUGCACAAUCCCCUCUGGAUACUGUUCCAUUGAUAUUGCAUUUAAACACAAACUCCACCUUAUAAACAGAAAAAGCUAACUUAAAUAUUUUACAGUUUUUAACACUUUUUUUAGAUAUUGAAGGAAAAUGGUUUUCUGUCUAACACUUUAAAUGCCUUUCUAAAUAAAGAUUCUAUUGGUUUUAAAGUAGGUGUACUUACCACUGAUCAAUUACUGAAACAGUAUUCUAUAUGAGAAUAAAAUCAUAGAAAAGAGAAACAAUUUGGCUGCAUUUUUUGGCCGUGGUGAUCUAAUUUGUCUAAUAUUGUGUAGGUCAAAUUAUAUGUUCUUAACACGAUUCACAAAUGAUAAGGUGGAAUCACCAAGCUAUUUAAAUUUGUGUAAAACCUUAAGUUCUCGUCCUUUCAGAACGACAUCAGAACAUAGUCUUGAUUUUGGUCGUUUUGAUAGAAUCAUGCAAACAGUUUUUUUUUAAGUAAUAGAGAUCACUUAGUCAGCCACUCAUGAAUACACUUCAUUGCUGUUGUCAGCUUUUAUGAAACUUCCAUAUCAGUCUUUGCCAGGUAGAAAAAACAUCAUCAUCUUCAUGCAGCAGGGUAUUGAUGUUCUGAGAUGUAUGUCUUAAGAUCUCGUUUUCUUAUUUUUAGUCUAUUUUACAGCAGGUUUACUAAGUUAGCUUAGUAUUAAUCAUCUUUACAAAAACGGUCUUCAGUACUUCUGUGAUGUUUACUUAAAAAAAAUUGCUGCCAUUUGAGAAAAGGCAUCUUUUCAAAAAUGUAGCUACAAGACAGAGUCACCCAAGAGCGGUUUACAAGGUGGAUAUAAAAAAUAAAUUAAAACAUAAAUUAAAAAGGUAGAAAUAAUACAAAGUACAACUAUAGCUUUUAAAUCGCCAUUUGAUACCUCAGUAAAUAUGGCCUAUGCCUGUUGCAGCAGUCACUUAAUCGUCUAAGUAACAAUACGUCACAUUAAUAAGGAACAGGGAGCAUUAAAACAGUUUAUUCAAUUCUUUAUUGCACACUGUGCCUGUGUGUUUCCACAAACCGUCUUAUCGUUCCAAGAUUAUUUUUAAAAACUCUCUUUU